ACAGUCCGGAUUCCUACUUGGGUCGUAUCAGCUAGAUCAAAACAUGGCGUUCCCGAGAGAUGAGAUGAUGUUGUCAGGGGAAACUGAUGAUGAAGAAACGUUGGAGAAUCUAGUUGAGCCAGAGAGUGUGAGAUGCAGUUGCAGAGGGAAGUGCGCUAGAGUGAGACGUGAUGGACGAGGCUGCGAGUGCAAAGCGGCAGGUGCGCACUGUGUGAGUGUAUGUUCUUGCAGACCUGAGAUAUGCAGGAAUCGCGGAGAGAGUUGUCGAGGAGAUGGCAGUCAUGCAGGUGUAUUAGUUGGUCCUCCCAGAGAAGUGGCUCCUUCUGCUGAUGAAAUUGAGAUGUCAAAGCUGUCUGCAGUCCAAGUUUCUCCAUCCUAGGUGAUUUCAGUUCAGUCUCUCUCUUGUCAACAAAUUGAACGUCUACAACUUUUCGUGUGACAAUGUCCAUAAGAGAGUACACACAAUAUUUUGCACUGAACCCUGGUGAGUCACAGCGCCCAUCACCAGCAAGAACUACUGGUCGAUCUCCAAUAUCGGCGAGGAUUGCAUUUCUGGAUGUUUCCCAAUGUUCCACAACAGAUAGACAUAUAUAUAUAUAUAGGCGCUGAAUGCAAUCGAAAGUUGACUGUGAUAUAGAAUUCAAUCUAAAGAACUGACACAAGAGACUAAUUUUUGAGUUGUUUCCAGACAGAAAAACUGAAGCAGCAAACAAAAGAUUAUUUAUGAAGAAUGGGUAUCCAUUUUGAGAUUUGCAUCGUGCAGAACUACUCCAUGAGCCUUGGUGGAACUUCUUGCAGUGCCAUUGCAAUGUCAAUGUGCUGCCAAUAUGCUUCUUCUGCACCGAUAUCUCUUCCCAACAGAAGGGAUAUCUGCACGUUUUUCCAAGCAACUGCAAUAUGCAAUCUUCAUCACACACAACCCUGGGUAACUUCAGCCUAUUCUCAAGAUCAUUUUCAAAGAUAGUGAUAGGUGUUAUUGCUAUUGGCUGCACUGAGACACGUACAACAGGAAUAGCUCCAGAAGAUGGACUUGAGGUAGGCAUCUGUCCACCUGAAUCUUUGUCACUAAUUCCAAACU
Corticium candelabrum is the source of this 1078-nucleotide messenger RNA. RefSeq lists its product as uncharacterized. Lineage: Eukaryota; Metazoa; Porifera; Homoscleromorpha; Homosclerophorida; Plakinidae. The record is from RefSeq and is a predicted model, not a curated record. The transcript has 4 exons. The coding region runs from base 44 to 379 and encodes 111 amino acids.